Molecule: messenger RNA, 1992 nt
Organism: Penicillium egyptiacum
Lineage: Eukaryota; Fungi; Ascomycota; Eurotiomycetes; Eurotiales; Aspergillaceae
Source: the annotation of a GenBank genome assembly
AUGAUUGCAAAGGUGAUGGUACAUGAUUCCAAUCGCACGGCGGCCAUUGAAAAAUUGGGGGAGGUCCUCUCUCACUCGACCAUCUGUGGACCACCAACAAAUUGCAAUUUUCACUUCUUGCAUGCCAUUGUCCCGUCUAUUGCCAAGUUUUUGGCUGGGAAUCCUUCCAGCACCGAAGGUCUGGAAAUCACAUUAGAGGGACCGGAGCUACGAUUCUUAACUCCUGCAUGCAUAUCUAUCUGCGGUGCUCCAAUGGACAUGACACUUGACGGGACCGACGUCCCGAUGUGGACACGACUUUGUAUCAAACUAGGCAAUGCCCCGUACUUUCGGUCAAAGUCGACAUUUCCUCUACCCGGGAUUGGUGGGUAUCAAGGAAGAUCGCUCACUCCGGGUGUUAUGCUGGUCAUUGCAAAGCUCCAUGCACUUGAGGCAGGGCCCGAGGUGUCAUUGCCCUCCCAUUUGCGCCCUAUCUACCCCCAUCACUGGGACAUCUAUGCCAUGGUUGGGCCGUACGACGAGGGUUACAUUGUAUCCGAAGAUAUCGACAUGAUCUAUGACACAGUUUGGAACGUUUCGCAUAAUUCUACAAGAGGGGGCAUUGGCCUUGUUGGACCUGCUCAUGGAUGGGCAAGAGAAGAAGCGGGCGAGGGUGGGCAACACCCUAGCAACGUGAUUGAGUACGGGUACCCUACCGGGACAUUGAACUGGACGGGAGACAGAGAACUUUCUGAAAAUGUGUCGGCACUCGUAGCCAGCCAGUUCGAUCUAAAUACCAUCGAGCCAAUCUCUGGCUCGGCGCUGCCAGAGUCAACGAUCUCUGGAAACCGAGGAAAAGCAUUGGUUUACCGCACUGAGCUAAGUGAAUCUGGUAUUCAUAUGACAUUCAGACAGGGUGGAGAUGAGUUCUUGUUGGUCGGGUUUGGCGAUGGAAAAUUCAAUCUCAAUCAUCGCUGCCAAGUUAGAGCGCUGGAGCGGGCUUUCAACAAGUCUCAAGAGCCAUACGAAGAUUUGAGGCGAAGUGUCUAUAAGACCACAGGAUGCUGCAAUUGCUUAUCGACCUUCUGGCAUCGUCAAAGGACUGUCGGCUAUCUGAGAAAUUCAAAAGUCCCAAGCCGCAAGUUCCGUCUUCCUAUCUGCUUCGAGAGCCCGGCUCAAGAGGAAGCCGUCCAACGAUAUAUGGAGACACAAAGGCCACAUGCUCCAUACUUGCCGAGUAACAUAGACUUCGUGGCUAAGGCCAACGGAAUUACGCAUGAUGAAUUGGUCGACAUUUUCCUUUCAGUGGAAUUCGUGGCAAUUUGUGUCGGGUUCUGCUGCUGCGAUACUAUACGUCUCCCGGUUGAUCCCCACUACCUCUUAAUAUGCCCCAAGCAGAAUCCUAGUCGAGUGUACACCCUAGAGGGAAGUGUCAGCUGGGGUGGAUUAUGUAUGAACAUCUACCCCGUUGAUUCCCCUGGGGGAUAUCAGAUGACUGGCCAAACCAUUCCCUGUUUGGACCAGUUGGGAGUCAAACCGGACCUUUUGCCAAGCCAACCGGGCCUGUUCCGUGACUUAGACCAGAUUACCUUCUACCGAGUAGAGAAGGAAGAGCUUGAAUGUGAUAUAGCUCGUUUCCGCCCUAGUUCUUACAAGUUCCAGUUCGAAGAUGUCACCUUCGAUAUGAUCGCCCACAACCGUCUUCUCGACGAGACGAGAGACGAAGUAGCGGCAGUCAAGUCUCGGCAAGCCGCAGCGCAAGUAGGAACGUUGGCCCUGGAAAAGGAAUCCAUGGACAGGUGGAUGGCCGAGAAAGCGCAGAACAGCGUUCCUGCCGAUGAAGUCUCACUCCUGAGACAAGACCCUGACAUUCUGACAUUGUAUGCCCCCCUCGAUACAAACGUGUGGAAGGUCAACGUUGCAGAUGGCGAUAUUAUCUGCUCUGCUAAAGUUGUUGCCAUUCUUGAGGCAAUGGGAAGUCUCCGUCUCUUACCAUGGAGACAAGAAGAAUGA